Messenger RNA from Nicotiana attenuata, 1053 nucleotides. RefSeq lists its product as uncharacterized. The transcript has 2 exons. The record is from RefSeq and is a predicted model, not a curated record. Lineage: Eukaryota; Viridiplantae; Streptophyta; Magnoliopsida; Solanales; Solanaceae. Bases 91 to 792 code for a protein of 233 amino acids.
GAAGGCAAGAGCUUCACUUGCCUUGUCCUAGAGCCGUCCUUGAGUAAACCUUAGUUCAUAGCAAUUUCAUAUCCUCAAAAUUUUAGAACAAUGAGUUCAUAUCUUUGCACAAAAUGCCCAACUGCUCUCAGAAACUCCACAACUAAAUUCCCUUAUCCAGAAACACCAACAUCUAGGAAGCAAGUUAGUUGUUAUCCUUUCAUUAUUAAAAGUAAACCCCUCAUCUCCCAGAUUUCACUCUCCAGUAGCUCAUCAACAAGAACCUACAGUGCUAGUGCUGAAGACGAAUAUCCCACUAUGUCAGAAAUUAUGGAAGCAUCAAGAGCCCAAAAUCUUGAUCUUCAGCUUCAAAAACUGGGACCCUUUUUUAGAAUAACAGCUAGGAGCUUAAAAACCCAAAGGGAGCUUGGAAAAGCUGAGGGUUUGAUAAGGGUGUGGUUUCAAGGUAAAAUUCUACACUUGGACUCCAUAAGACUAAAGAGAGAGACUUUGGGGAUGGAAAAAUCAAUAUUUGGGAUUGGAUUGUUCAUUGGAGCAGUUGCAAUCAGGCAUGGUUAUGAUUCUGGUUGUGGAAAAGCUGAGUUGCUCGCCAUUUAUGACACUGAGCUUUAUCACUCCAAGCUUGUGAGGUUCUACACAAGGAUUGGUUUCAAGUCAGUUCACCAAGUUACUGGAGAAUCACUGGGAGAUGUUGGCCACAUGUUGGUCUGGGGUGGUGUAGGUACUCGAAUGGAUGCAAAUAUUGAAGAUCUUCUUGUUAAAUGGUGCACCAGAUUUAAACCAAAGAGUUAAAUUUACUUAAGGAACUCAGCCUCAAUUUGUUUAUAGCACAAUCGCUUUUGCCAAGUCUGAGGUGUAUAUAUGAAAAAUGACGAAUACUAGAUUAAGUGUAGUUUGUGUUUUUUCUUUUCAGAAGAAUUAAUUGUUUCUGCUAAUAUAUCGAAAUGACGAGCAUUUUGAUCUAUAUGAUGAUUACCUACCAAAACAUGGUGUGUUUGGCAUUUGUAUUCUUUAUAAGAUUUGGAGAGACUUGGAAAAACUUCAUUGCCACAA